This is a messenger RNA of Alternaria arbusti, 948 nucleotides long. RefSeq lists its product as uncharacterized. Lineage: Eukaryota; Fungi; Ascomycota; Dothideomycetes; Pleosporales; Pleosporaceae. The record is from RefSeq and is a predicted model, not a curated record. Bases 1 to 948 code for a protein of 315 amino acids. The transcript is spliced from 2 exons.
AUGGAGCCAGAAGCUCCAAUUCGAGGCUUGAAGAUCAUUUUCGACUUCAUGGAACAGAUUUCAAAGCCAGUGCAUUCCAGCAGCUUCAACGUUGGCGACCUUGUUGAUAUGAUAGUAGCCGAACCGACUACUGAUCAAGGCGUUCACGAGCGUUCUGAAGACCACCUCGUGAAUACAAACUACGGGAUCUUCGUCAUAAAAUCGCGGCCAGGUAUAGUUGUUGAAAAGUUCGAGGAAUACUGUAUGGUCGCCGAAUUAGGCCGUCGCAAUAACAGAAUUCUGGACGGACUUUCGCUCAUGGGCCUCAUAGAGCGCAUGGGAGUUCUACCAUCCGACGCUGCUCCAUUUGAUCUUGCUACUCUCUCGGAAGACCACGAGCUCUAUCGCCUGAUAUAUGACCCUGUAAGAGUUGCGGAGAAUGUUGGUCGUGGCGAUACAGCCUCCGAUGACGUAACGGGUACUGUGCAGACUUUGUCCUCGAUGACAGCACCAACUGCGGCCAAAUUCGUUGCCACGAGCAGCAUUCAUCCGGACCGUCGCCCCAGCAUGGAAGUUUCUGCGCUCAUACAAGCGAUCGAGCAAGACUCCCGCAUCGCCUGUGAGUCUGCCUCUAUGCAAAUUAUCCCUAUACAGGUUGCACGAGACAUCGCGCGAAUAGAAUGGGAAGAGAUGGCUAAUGACGCUGACCUGUUUGGUGUCAAUCUUCCUUCCAAAAAGCGGAAAUUGGACGAAAUCACAAAACUCCAUAAGGAGGCAGACUCACAGAGCAUGGGUCCUAUGACGAUACUCCGGGGUAUCAAACGUCUAAAACAGAAGGUGAGGGGCUCGAUAUUAUCCGACGAGGACUCGCGCACUGAAGCUAUGCACCUUUAUUCCGAGCUUGACAGUGUCACCACGGGAAUGGAGAAGCUGCAAGCGAAAUCCACUUUGUUCCUCGAUAGGGACUAA